Babjeviella inositovora NRRL Y-12698 is the source of this 485-nucleotide messenger RNA. RefSeq lists its product as uncharacterized. The coding region runs from base 96 to 389 and encodes 97 amino acids. Lineage: Eukaryota; Fungi; Ascomycota; Pichiomycetes; Serinales. The transcript has a single exon. The record is from RefSeq and is a predicted model, not a curated record.
UUCACUAUUCUUCCCCGCCUUGUCUCUCGCACAGGCAUCUGAGCUAUACCUAUAGAGCUGGUAUCACUUCCUCUCCCGAGUGCACGUGAUGCCUGAUGCGCCUGGCAUAUUUGGCACGUGUUCAUAAACAAGCCCAAGCUGGACUGCCACAUGCACGCCAGGUACUCAAUUGGCAUACUCAUACUGAGCUGUAUAGGAUAUUCUACAAACACUGGGUCACUUCAUUCGAUCUAUUGGCGACUGCUACGAAGCUGCGUAUGCUAAGUAGUGACAGCUAUCGACUGCUGCUCUAUGGCCCUUGGUGUGGUACCUCUUGCGCGUGGUUGUAUACCAGACGUGUCUCGUAUCUACUUCACUUUAGUCAUGUAGCGUGUCUUGUUCAUUGGUGAGUGGACUCACACCACCUCUGUUUAACAUAUCUAAUUGAACCUCCAAGAACGUAUUGUGGCCCCUGGAUUUGUACCUUUCGUAUACAGUUAUUUCUC